CUCCGUUGGGUUUGGGCAAGGUAUGGGGGGUUGUGAACAGGCAGAGUUUUCUUGCUCCUUGAGUCGGAGUGGGUGAGAGGCACUGUGGCAGACUAGAGGGAAUGGCAUCGAAACACAGGCGUGGCGACCACCGACCCAGGGUCAGAAGACUCAUUGAAUCCACCGUCUUCCUUGGUUGUUUGAAUGCCUCUCAUUUCCGCCGUGUUUCUUCCUCGGUACCCUGAAUUGGGAGCAGAUCUCGUGGGCCAUUCAAACACGCCGAUUCCCCAAUCGCGGCUUGUUCUCCUUCCUCUCCGCGACUCCGCCCCUCCAUCUCGCGCAAAAUUUUGUUAGCUCAUGAGAUUACCUCACACCAUCUUGUUCUCGAGCCUCUUCAUUGCUUUGCGUCUCUUAUCUCUGUUUCCAAUUGUCACCCAUCCCAUCUUUUACGUUUCUGUUAUCAGCACACCCACAGCCGCGCGUUUAGAUCCAAUAUCCCCGGUCAUUCCUCUCGCCCCGUACUUGCGCUUAUGCCAGGCACGUUGCAUUAGGCUCGGGCGCGUGGAGCAGGCAGGCAUGGGAUCUAUCGCAAACUCCGACGUCACCGUAUCCGAUGCUGUGGUUCCAAAGCGUGAACUUAGCAUCGAUGGCUACUCGUCUGAUUCAGCCUCGGAUGCCGAGAUUGGUGACCAUAUAGACGGCGCUGCCGACCAGGCGAGUCAGGGCCCAGCGCCCGCUCCCAAAAGGAAAGGAGGUCGUAAACCUAUCUACGCCACGUCCGAAGAACGCAAACAGCGGAACCGUCAAGCACAGGCGGCCUUCCGUGAGCGUCGCACCGAGUACAUCAAGCAACUCGAGACCACUAUCCAGCAUCAUGAGGAGAAUCUCCAGAAUCUCCAACAAAGCCAUCGCGCCGCCGCCGAUGAGUGUUUGAUGCUUCGCUACAAGAACUCGCUCCUGGAGCGUAUUCUUCUGGAAAAGGGAAUCGACGUGCAAGCUGAACUUGCGCUCAAGGGAAGCCCAAAUCUUCGACCUCACCGCGUGCCUCCCAUCACCGGACAGGCGUCGCCCAUGCAAAAGGCCAUGUUGAACCGGCAACAGCAGGCAAGGCAUCGACCUGUGAUGGCACCCCCCAUUCAGACUGUAAAUCCAUCCUCCCAUGCUGGUGGACAGAGGAAUUUUGCAGGCUCACCCACAGCACAGCCCACCCCUCCCUCGCAACACUCUUCACCAUCAGCUGCCAGAUCCCCUGGCUUUGCCCUACAAACCGGCAUGACUUCUCCUGCGACCGAUGUUGGACCCUCACCUGCACAACAGCACCAUGGACGACCAAUUCAGCCUUCCCAGCAGGCCUAUAACCAGCAACCCAGACAGCACAACCGCACAGUAUCACACCCUGGGAACGUGGCCCCAUAUCCUCCACGAGGCCAGCCAAACCUCUCCAUGCAAGAAAGCUAUUAUCCGCCUUCUUUCCAGAAGCACUAUUCUCAACUCGGCAAGCUGACCCCUUUCUUCUAUCCACUUCGUGCAUGUGGAGCUUUGUUCGUCCUAGACUGAUUCCGUGAGUACAGACCAGGAGUACGAUGCGCAGCCUGACAUGAUCGACGAGCUGGACGCAGAAGACGUCGACACCGAUUCCUUCAUCCCGAAUUUCCGCCUACCUCCAACAACAGCAACAUCCAUGGCAAUGGGAAUGCAAGCCUCGCCCCCAAUGACCACAAGUGCCGCCAGCGACAAUGGUGGUGGAGGUCCCCUCAUUGAUCCCUACGAUCCCAUGUUGGAUGCCGACCCCUUCGGUCUCACUGCCAGCAUGCACUUCCCCAACCCCUACACCUUUCCACCGACACAGACGCGACGGUGAGUCUGGUCCACAGAUGGCUACAUUUUCAGGACUCAGCCAUGAGUUUCUUUAUUCGACUGCAUUUUCUCGAGUCAUGACACGGAUGCAGCAUAGCGAGGGGCGUUCUCAGGCAAACCCAGGACCAAUCGAAUGGCAUGACGCAAUGAAUCGCAUAAUUUCUGGGCUCUACCAUAUCUAUACCUAUACCCGGACAAGGCACUGGAGGAUCAUCAUCUAACUUUUGAAUGUACAUAUUCUUGAAUAACAACCAUGCGCGUGGAUGAUUUCUGGGUGAUUUCUGGGUGAUUUCUGGGUGAUUUCUUGG
This is a messenger RNA of Exophiala mesophila, 2144 nucleotides long. RefSeq lists its product as hypothetical. The record is from RefSeq and is a predicted model, not a curated record. Bases 337 to 1536 code for a protein of 399 amino acids. NCBI's taxonomy places the organism in Eukaryota, Fungi, Ascomycota, Eurotiomycetes, Chaetothyriales, Herpotrichiellaceae. The transcript is spliced from 3 exons. Gene Ontology annotation, molecular function: DNA-binding transcription activator activity, RNA polymerase II-specific; transcription cis-regulatory region binding. Gene Ontology annotation, cellular component: RNA polymerase II transcription regulator complex.